UAUUUUUUAUUUGUGGCAACCGUGGCAUUUGUUUACAAGUUGCAAAUAUAACAUCUUGUUGUUCUAAAUUUUUAUCGUAGAAAAUGGAAACUAAAUUUAAAAUAUUAGUUGUUGGCGACGUCCGUGGUCGUUUCAAACAACUGUUUCAACGUGCCGAAAGUAUCAAUAAAAAAUCGGGUCCAUUUGAAAUUUUAUUGUGUGUUGGAGAUUUCUUUUCAGAGGAUAGUAAACAAAAUGAGGAAUUAAUUGCUUACAGAAAUGGUCAUAAAUAUAUUGCCAUUCCAACCUAUAUACUUGGUCCUAGUCGAAAAAAUCUUAUGAAAUACUAUGAGAAUAUAAUAGAUGGUGAAAUAUGCCCGAAUUUAACUUACCUGGGCAGAAGAGGCCUUUACACAUUAACAAAUGGAACUAAAAUUGCUUACUUAAGUGGUUUGGAGAAGCCAUCAGACUGUCGAGGUGAAGAAAUAUAUUUUCAAAUGGAAGAUAUAGAAAGCGUUCGCAAUUCCUGCUUAGUAAAUAAAUCCGUAUCAAGUGAUUAUCGUGGAAUUGAUAUACUUUUGACGUCCCAAUGGCCAUAUGGUGUUAGCGAAGACAAUAAAAAUGCAUCAAAACUGAUAUCACUGUUAUCCCGAGAUGUAAAGCCCAGAUAUCACUUUUGUGGCCAAAAUAAUGUACAUUUUGAACCUCCCCCAUUUAGGUUAGCUUCAGAUCAAACUACGCAACUAGAACUCUGCACACGUUUCAUAUCAUUAGCUGAAGUGGGAAAUACGAAUAAAGAUAAAUACAUCUAUGCAUUGAGCUUGACCCCAGUGGAAAAGAUGCGUGUGGUGGAUCUUAUACAAAAGACCACAAACGAAAUUAAAUGUCCUUUUGGGGAUAUACGUUUUACUGACUUAAACCUAAAAGGGACCAAUUAUGAAAAUAAACAAUACUUUUUCGAUAUGAGCUCUAAAGAUGGAGGUGGUAAUCGUAAGAGGUCUAGUGGUUCCAAUGAACAAUCCAUAAAAAAAUCAAAAAUACCACAUUGGGAUCAAGAAAUUUGCUGGUUUUGCUUGUCGUGCCCAAAUGUGGAAAAACAUUUAAUAAUUUCUAUAGGGGAACAUUUUUAUUUGGCUUUAGCUAAGGGGCCCAUUAAUGACUAUCAUAUCUUAAUAUUAUCUAUAACCCAUAUACCAUGUGCUGCUCAACUGACGGACGAUGAUUGGAAGGAGCUGAAUAAAUUUAAAAAAGCUUUAAUCGAUUUUUUCAAAGAUCAGAAUCAAGUCGUUUGUUUUACGGAGAGAAAUUACAAAUCCUCUCACAUGCAAAUUAACGUGUUCAGUGUCGAUGAAGGAUAUGCAUGGAAAAUUCCUCAUGCUUUUGAAGACAAGGCUGAAGAAUUUAAUUUGCAAUUUGAAACAACCCCGGAUUUAACUUCAGGAAAAAUAUUACCACAUCAAGGACCAUAUUUUGUUGCGGAGCUUCCAAAUAAUUCUACAUUAAUCACAAGGCAAAUGAAUCACUUCCCAAUACAUUUUGCAAGAGAUGUCUUCUGUUCGGAAAAUCUUUUAAACUGUGACGAGAAAGUUGAUUGGAAAUCGUGUAAAUUGGAUAAAGAAAGGGAAAUUGAAUUGGUUCAAAAUUUUAGAAAUAAAUUUUCCAAGUAUGAUUUUACAUCAUGAAUUAAGUAAUUGUGCACAAUAUAUA
Molecule: messenger RNA, 1686 nt
Organism: Lucilia cuprina (Australian sheep blowfly)
Lineage: Eukaryota; Metazoa; Arthropoda; Insecta; Diptera; Calliphoridae
Product: CWF19-like protein 1 homolog
Exons: 8
Coding region: 84-1661 (525 amino acids)
Biological process (GO): mRNA splicing, via spliceosome
Cellular component (GO): post-mRNA release spliceosomal complex
Molecular function (GO): RNA lariat debranching enzyme activator activity
Source: RefSeq, a predicted model, not a curated record